AUGCCGGGAUCAUCCAACCGAGACUCGCAUCCUCGGUUGUCGUCCGCCGACAUCGUCGCGGUGACGACCGAGAUGCGGCUGCGCCAACAGGGGAGGAAGAAUCGAACCACCAAAGGCAAGGAUGAAACGGACGACGCCAAGCGAGAGCUCGUCAUGACGGAGCACAAGCAGAGCCCCGCCGAGAUCUUCGCGGAUCUCGGGUCCGAUCCUGUCAAUGGUAUGACCACCCACGACGUCCAGGGGCGCCAGGAGGCCGAGGGCUUGAACCGACUGACGCCUCCGAAACAAACCCCGGAGAUCGUCAAGUACAUUCGCGAGCUGACGGGCCUGUUCAGCAUGCUGCUGUGGGUCGGAGGUGCCUUGUGCAUCCUCAUCUACGGUUUGCAGGGCGACCCCAACAACUUGUACCUCGGCAUCGUGCUGUUCUUGGUCGUGGUCAUCACGGGCACGUUCUCGUACUUCCAGAACGCCAAGUCGUCCAACCUCAUGGAGUCGUUCAAGCAAAUGAUGCCGACAGUCACGACUGUGAUCCGGGAGGGAAAGUCGCAGAAGAUCGAGGCUUCACAACUCGUUCGAGGUGACAUUAUCCUCCUGAAAGGUGGCGACAAGGUGCCUGCGGAUAUCCGCGUGCUCGAGUGCUCCGAUGAUCUGACGGUGGACAACUCGUGUCUUACUGGAGAGCCGGAACCGCUGAAGCGAAUCCCUGACUGCACGGACGAAAACCCGCUCGAGACCAAGAACUUGUGCUUCUUCGGCACCUUCAUCCCGCAAGGCUCAGGCAAAGGCGUCGUGGUUCGUGUUGGAGACAAAACCGUCAUGGGGCGCAUCGCCAAGCUAGCAACGACAACUGGCCAGAACAUGACCCCCAUCGCGCGCGAGAUCAACCACUUCGUUCACAUCAUUGCGAUUGUCGCCGUGGUGAUCGGAGUUAUCUUCUUCAUCAUCGGCGUCUUCCUCAAGACGGACAUUGUCACGAACGUCGUGUUCAUGAUCGGAAUCAUCGUUGCCAACGUCCCGGAAGGGCUUCUGGCGACGGUGACCGUGUGCUUAAGUCUGGCUGCGAACCGCAUGGCGCACAAGUCAGUGCUGGUCAAGAAUCUUGAGGGUGUUGAAACGCUGGGCUCCACGAGCUGCAUCUGCUCCGACAAGACGGGAACGCUCACGCAGAACGUCAUGACGGUUGCACAUGUGGUGUAUGACAACAAGAUCUUCGAUGCCGAGUGCUCCAUCACGCCUGUGGGGAACUACGACCUGAACUCUCCGUCGUUCAAGGCGCUGCAGCGGUGCGCAACUUUGUGCAACAACGCCGUGUUCGACGAAGACUCCAAGUACGAGAAGGCGGUUGGACCUGACGGGUUGUCUACGCGCGGAAAGCGCAAGCCGUUCAAGGAGAUCGUGUCGAUGGGAAACGGAGCAACCAUGGAGAAGGUGGCGUGGGAAACAAUCGGAGAUGCGUCCGAGUCGGCCAUGAUCAAGUUCUGCCACGACAAGAAGGACAUCAUCGAGUUCCGCGAGGAAAACGCAAAGAUUAAGGAGAUUCCGUUCAAUUCGAAGAACAAGUAUCAGCUCUCUCUACACAAGCAGGACAACGACGACAGCAAUCCCAUUCUAAUGGUUAUGAAGGGAGCCCCUGAGCGAAUUACAGCUCGCUGCGGAACGGUUCUCAUCGGAGGCGAAGAGGUCGAGAUGACGCCGGAACGUCUUGCCGAAGUGGAGGCAGCCCAGCUAGUGCUGUCCAAGAAGGGCAUGCGUGUUCUUGGUUUCGCGCAGAAGAUACUUAACCCCGGCGUAUACCCGGCCCACUACGAGUUCAGCACCGACAACCCCAACUUCCCGCUUGGCGAGAAGGACGUCGACUAUGAGGCGACACCGCAGCCCGAUCCUAAGGUGGAGGAACCCUUGUGCUUCAUCGGAUUGAUGGCACUGAUCGACCCACCCCGCCCCGAAGUCCCAAUUGCCGUGGCGAAGUGCAAGACUGCUGGGAUUCGUGUGAUCAUGGUCACCGGUGACCACCCGAUCACGGCAAAGGCCAUUGCGCACAAGGUCGGAAUUCUGUGGGGACCUACCUGCGAGGACAUUGAAGAGGAAAACAAGGAGCGCGGGCUCCAGCCAGGCGACAGCGGGUGGAUCGAUCCGAACACUGCUCCAGCCAUUGUCGUCCCCGGAUGGACAAUCAGUUUGGAUACCCCGGUGGAGGAAUGGGACCGCAUCUUGGACCACCGACAGAUUGUGUUCGCCCGAACGUCGCCGCAGCAGAAGCUGAUCAUCGUCGAGAACUGCCAGCGCCGGAAGGAGAUUGUUGCCGUGACCGGUGACGGUGUGAAUGACUCACCUGCACUGAAGAAGGCUGACAUCGGUAUCGCUAUGGGAAUCAUGGGUUCUGCUGUAUCGAAGGAAGCUGCCGAUAUGAUCUUGCUCGACGAUAACUUCGCCUCGAUCGUGUGCGGUGUUGAGGAAGGACGCAUUAUCUUUGACAACUUGAAGAAGUCGAUCGCCUACGCUUUGGCUGCCAAUAUCCCGGAGCUGGUACCCUUCUUGCUGUACGCCACUGUCCGUCUGCCACUGCCUCUAACCACCGUGCUCAUGCUGCUGAUCUGUCUUGGCACGGAUAUGAUCCCUUCAAUCGCCAUGGCUUACGAGGGCGCGGAGAACGACAUCAUGUUACGAGCCCCUCGAAAUGCUGAAACAGAGCACCUCGUCACCAAAAAGUUGGUCUUCUUCGCGUACGCCAUGGUUGGCAUUAUCGAGGCUGGCGCUGGCAUGUUCACGUUCUUGGCCGUGAUGAACGACUACGGCUACCCACCGAGGGUCUUGCCCAACCUCGGAUACUACGAUCGCUUCGGGAAGCAGGUGAUCUGGUGCCAGACUGAAGGCGGCCGCUAUUGCACUGCCGGAGGCAAGUACAAAAAGGAUGGCAAGCUCAUUCCUCUGGGACAGAUCUAUGGCCCGGCGAAUGAUGGAGCUCCGGAUUGCCAGGACGACUACAACGACACCAUUCCUGCGGGAGGUGAUUUCUUCGAUACAUACAUUUUCUACGAGCCCGCCGGAGGAGGCAAGGUGAUCGACUGCCAGUUCCCGCUCCAGAACCUUGACACCGACGGCUCGAAGCCUGAUGGCUAUAAACGCUCCAAGCCGUCGACUUACGCAGACUACACGCCGACCCCGUUCGUCACUAUCCAGUCCAUGGAGGCGGCAUACUCCCUCGGCUAUCGCCCGUACUAUCCGAUGGCAGCUCGACGCUCUUCCUUCUUCGACAUGGAGUGGUUUGCCUAUGACACUACCAAGACUGACGUCCCGGGGCUGGUGUCGAGUAUUUCUGUGGAAAUCUUUAGCUCCUUCCAGCCGUUGACUGUGUGGGCAAUCACCGACGAAAGCCAGACUGGAGGAGCCGUGUCCGCUCUGAGUGGAGCUCAAGAUGCCUUUGGUGAAACAGAAGUGACUGCCGUGGACUCGACUGGCCAGCAGACCAAGUCCACGUUCCUGCUGUCGCCCUCACACUCGUACAAGGUAGGCAAGAGCUUCGAGAAGAUCAAGUUUGGUAAUGGCUCCGACCCGUGCACAGGAGCGGACUGCCUGCUCAACUACCGCGCUGGGUUCUCUUACCGCGACGGCGACAAGGCGUAUGUGAACAUCAUGUCGCGCAUGAUGCAGUACAGCGCGCUGUCGAUCGCCCAGACGGCGUUCUUCGUCGCUAUCGUGGAGAUGCAGUGGGCCAACGUCAUGAUCUGCAAGACGCGCUACCUGUCCAUCGUCUCCCAGGGAAUGUACAACAGCGUGCUUAACUUCGGCCUCAUGUUCGAGUUCAUGCUGAGUGCCGUGAUCGCGUACGCUGGCUUCACGCACGUGGUCUUGGGCACAAUGAGCGUGCGCCUGGUGCAUUGGUUCCCGGCACUGCCGUUUUCCAUUUUCCUCUUUCUGCUGGACGAGGGCCGCAAGUUCCUCAUGCGCUCCACUUCUCGCAGCGUCAUCCGCAAGGACACGGGCCAGAUGGUCCGCUACCCUGGUUGGCUCGAGGUCAACACGUACUAUUAG
Messenger RNA from Phytophthora sojae, 4032 nucleotides. RefSeq lists its product as hypothetical. The record is from RefSeq and is a predicted model, not a curated record. Bases 1 to 4032 code for a protein of 1343 amino acids. Gene Ontology annotation, molecular function: ATP hydrolysis activity; ATP binding; P-type sodium:potassium-exchanging transporter activity. The transcript has 2 exons. NCBI's taxonomy places the organism in Eukaryota, Oomycota, Peronosporomycetes, Peronosporales, Peronosporaceae. Gene Ontology annotation, cellular component: membrane. Gene Ontology annotation, biological process: intracellular sodium ion homeostasis; sodium ion export across plasma membrane; intracellular potassium ion homeostasis.